UUUUAUUAGAAAAUCGUUGUUGUGUGCUUGUGCACUUCGUAGUAGUUACCAGUAAGGUAAAAAAAAUAAAUAAAUUAGAGCUAUACAAUGAAUCAUACACCGGCACAGAAAUUUUCGGGCCUAAAUGAUGUGGAAGAGUUUCUAGCCCAAUUUGAAGCGAUUAGUGUGAUAAACAACUGGUCGGACGGGCAAAAAAGAUACGUGAUUGCGACGUAUCUGGAAGGGCCAGCGUUGCAGUGGUAUAAGACCCAUUUUUCUGUAUAUGCCACAUAUGAUGUCAUAGCUCAAAAAUUGAAGGAGCAGUUCCCCUCGCAGGUCGAUUAUGCUCAAGAAUUUUACUAUAGGCGGCAGAGGCCUAAUGAGCCGCUUGUAGAAUAUUUUUACAAUCUCGAUAGUUUGGCAACGAAGGCAAAGAUUGAAGAUGAUGGGAAAUUCAUAAAGCAUUUCCUGAAAUCUUUAGCCCCCAACUAUCAGUGGGUACUUGCCAGCAGGUUGUUCGCGUCUAAAGACGAGCUAAGAAAAACCAUAAUACAAAUGGAAGAUGUAUUUAAUCGUCAGACAAGCUUAGAGCAACAGAGUAUUGAAUUACCAGUGUGUAUUUCAAAAGAUUAUCCUCACUCUUGGCAAGCACAAGGGGAUCCUUCACCCGUUGGUGGAUCCGUCGUUACUUAUUCGAACUAUCAAACGCCACAAACGCCGGACACGGCCGUCGUUCCGUUUGAUAUGCAGCGAAAUACGCCACGCGGAAGAUACAACUUGAGGCCGCGGCAUGUAUAUUCACAAGCUCAAGGUAGUGGUUCUUCGACGAGUUAUCCCCAACGUCGAUUUAAUCAAGGCACAACUGCUCAUGCAAGAGGCGAUCACCCAAACGCACCGCCACGCCGAUAGAUAGCCGGGAUAGUCGGACGUGGAAUGCGGAGCCGGCGUGUUUGAAACAAAGAUUGUGGGACCACAUUGACGUUAUGAGAAAUAUUUGGAGAAAAAUUAAUAUUUUCCUGUACAUGCAGACUUGGAAGGAAAGGAGGAGAAGAUACACCAUCAUAUAGAUAAAAUUUACUUUUGUUUUCCUUUUUCAAUUUGAUAGAUAUAUUAUCCUGUAUGUGCGAAU
Messenger RNA from Hyposmocoma kahamanoa, 1108 nucleotides. RefSeq lists its product as uncharacterized. NCBI's taxonomy places the organism in Eukaryota, Metazoa, Arthropoda, Insecta, Lepidoptera, Cosmopterigidae. The record is from RefSeq and is a predicted model, not a curated record. The transcript is spliced from 2 exons. Bases 88 to 888 code for a protein of 266 amino acids.